CAUUCUUGUGCCGUUUCUCGGAAAAGCUUUUCAGUAAAUGCACUCAUGCUGCUCCAGGAGCUCUUCUCUGCAACAAGCCACCCAUCUGCCUUCAACAAGUUAAGACCAUGAGAACUAAUGGCUACGGAGAGACUGAAGCUUUGAUUAACCAGCUGAACAGUUAGAAGAGGAGAAAAUCAAUAACUUAUAUUCAAAACUGAUUCAGAGGAUCAGAGCAAUCACCGAAAAUGAAACCAAUGCUUUCCAGAGGAAUAUCCUAAGGAAAAACAACUCACCCUGGUGGAUUCAAUUUUACCCGGAAAGGCUAGGACACAGAAAACAGGAAACUGGUUGAAGGCUCCUGCAUGUUAGAGCCUUUUACAGACUCACUGCGUUGAGUCUGAUAACCACGACUGAAUGCAGCCUCCAAUGUGCUCAGAAGAAUGGGCUUACAUUUCAAGUGGCCAUUAGGGGCCCCUAUGCUGGCAGCAAUAUAUGCAAUGAGUAUGGUUUUAAAAAUGCUGCCUGCCUUGGGUAUGGCGUGUCCACCCAAAUGCCGCUGCGAGAAGCUGCUCUUCUACUGCGACUCUCAGGGCUUCCAUUCAGUGCCAAACGCCACAGACAAGGGCUCUCUAGGCCUGUCCCUGAGGCACAAUCACAUCACAGAGCUCGAAAGAGAUCAAUUUGCCAGCUUCAGUCAACUUACCUGGCUCCACUUAGAUCACAAUCAAAUUUCAAUAGUAAAAGAAGAUGCUUUUCAAGGACUAUAUAAACUUAAGGAAUUAAUCUUAAGUUCCAACAAAAUAUUUUACUUGCCAAACACAACUUUUACCCAACUGAUUAACCUGCAAAAUUUGGACCUGUCUUUUAAUCAGCUGUCAUCUCUGCACCCAGAGCUCUUCUAUGGCCUUCGGAAGCUGCAGACCUUGCAUUUCCGUUCCAACUCCCUGCGGACUAUCCCAGUACGCCUGUUCUGGGACUGUCGUAGUCUGGAGUUUCUGGAUUUGAGCACAAACCGUUUGCGAAGUUUGGCUCGCAAUGGAUUUGCAGGAUUAAUUAAACUGAGAGAGCUUCACCUAGAGCACAACCAGCUGACGAAGAUUAAUUUUGCUCAUUUCCUACGGCUGAGCAGUUUGCACACGCUCUUCUUACAAUGGAACAAAAUUAGCAACUUGACAUGUGGGAUGGAGUGGACCUGGGGCACUUUAGAAAAGCUAGAUCUAACUGGAAAUGAAAUCAAAGCCAUCGACUUGACAGUGUUUGAAACAAUGCCUAACCUUAAAAUACUCCUCAUGGAUAACAACAAGUUAAAUAGCCUUGAUUCCAAAAUCUUAAACUCUCUGAGAUCUCUCACAACCGUUGGCCUCUCAGGCAAUCUCUGGGAAUGCAGCCCCCGAAUAUGUGCUCUGGCCUCCUGGCUGGGCAGUUUCCAAGGUCGGUGGGAGCAUUCCAUCCUAUGCCACAGCCCUGACCACACCCAAGGAGAGGAUAUUCUAGAUGCAGUCCAUGGAUUUCAGCUCUGCUGGAAUUUAUCAACCACUGUCACUGCCAUGGCUACAAGUUAUAGAGAUCCAACCACUGAAUAUACAAAAAGAAUAAGCUCAUCAAGUUACCAUGUGGGAGACAAAGAAAUCCCAACUACUGCAGGCAUAGCAGUUACUACUGAGGAACACUUUCCUGAACCAGACAAUGCCAUCUUCACUCAGCGGGUAAUUACAGGAACAAUGGCUUUAUUGUUUUCUUUCUUUUUUAUUAUUUUUAUAGUAUUCAUCUCCAGGAAGUGCUGCCCUCCCACUUUAAGAAGAAUUAGGCAGUGCUCAAUGAUUCAGAACCACAGGCAGCUCCGAUCCCAAACACGACUCCAUAUGUCAAAUAUGUCAGACCAAGGACCAUAUAAUGAAUAUGAACCCACCCAUGAAGGACCCUUCAUCAUCAUUAAUGGUUAUGGACAGUGCAAGUGCCAGCAGCUGCCAUACAAAGAAUGUGAAGUUUAAUAUCUACCCAUCAUCAAAAAUCACAUCAGAUAAGUAACCUAUUUUACAUAGUAGGGGCUAAAUACAUAUCUAAUUUUUACCAAUGGUGACAUUAAGCCUAAUUUUCCAAACCAAGUGAAGACUUAGUUUUUGAAGUGUUGAAGUAUUUUUAAUUUUUUAAUGAAACCAUAUUUUAAGUGUUAAAUGAAGCAAUGCUCACAUUAAUUUGCGCUCUUGGAAAUUCUAAUAAUGCUUACUUCAAAAUAAGACAUUUAAUGUAUGUAAUUAUAUACCAUCGUGUGUAAACAUUUACACUAAGGUCUCUGUAUGCUAUUUUUUCCUACUGAAGACAGUUUGGAAAGAAGCUACUGAGCAGAAAGAGAUAUGGAUCAAUACCUGUUUGAUCAUUGCUCUCCAUCCCAUGUACCACAACUGGCUUGCUGCUUGAAAGGAGAAAAAGUUCUCUUGUAUGAUAAUUUGGUAUUUACUCAAAUUAACAAUCUACUGCCAGUGUGGGAAGUAGAUUCAUAUAUUCUGAAGACUGGUAAAUAUUGAACACUCUUCCAGAGAUUUUGCCUGGGUUGGCAGAUAUUAUCAAAGUCCACACCAUGAAAUCAGAACCCUUCAUGUAAUUCUAAUAAGCUGAGUGACUCUUUAAUAUAUUUAAACAAUGAAUCCAAGUGAUUGUGAAAAGGUCUCAUUGCAGUGAAAUCAAUACUAAAUAAUAACACUGACUUAUACAUCUCUAGUUUGACUUACAAUGGUCAUGCUGACUUUUGUGGCAUUUAGACAAUUGUUUUAACCUAGUAUUAAAUCAUCAUUUUACUAAUUAAUUUACUAAAUCCUAUAUUUACAUUUAUAUGUGGGGGGGGGGGAAGAUUUAGAAAUUAUUUUGGAGAGAAAAGAGAUAAACUCAGUCAAUUAAUCCUGACACGCUCCCUCUGAUUUGAAAGCAUGUGCACGCACACA
Messenger RNA from Galeopterus variegatus (Sunda flying lemur), 2921 nucleotides. RefSeq names its product leucine rich repeat transmembrane neuronal 2 (gene LRRTM2). Lineage: Eukaryota; Metazoa; Chordata; Mammalia; Dermoptera; Cynocephalidae. Gene Ontology annotation, molecular function: protein binding. The coding region runs from base 423 to 1973 and encodes 516 amino acids. The transcript is spliced from 2 exons. The record is from RefSeq and is a predicted model, not a curated record.